Messenger RNA from Euleptes europaea (tarantolino), 2187 nucleotides. It is a transcript of the gene MEP1B, whose product is annotated as meprin A subunit beta. The transcript is spliced from 14 exons. Gene Ontology annotation, molecular function: metalloendopeptidase activity; zinc ion binding; protein binding. Gene Ontology annotation, cellular component: membrane. The record is from RefSeq and is a predicted model, not a curated record. NCBI's taxonomy places the organism in Eukaryota, Metazoa, Chordata, Lepidosauria, Squamata, Sphaerodactylidae. Bases 1 to 2187 code for a protein of 728 amino acids. Gene Ontology annotation, biological process: proteolysis.
AUGAUCAAGCCUGUUCAUGAACCACUGGAAAUAAGCGAAGACAAUGGAAUGGAUCAAGAUAUCUUUGCGAUCAAUGAAGCUUUAGGACUGGACCUGUUCGAGGGUGAUAUUAAACUUGAUGGGAAACGAAGCUCCAUUAUUGGUGAUAACUAUCGAUGGCCCCACACCAUUCCAUAUGUCCUUGAGGACAGCCUGGAAAUGAAUGCCAAAGGACUUAUUCUCAAAGCAUUUGAACAGUACCGCUUAAAAACCUGUAUUGAUUUCAAACCCUGGGAAGGUGAAGCAAAUUAUCUCUCAGUGUUCAAAGGAAGCGGCUGCUGGUCCUAUAUAGGAAACCGUCAAACUGGAAGGCAAGAACUCUCCAUAGGAACCAACUGUGACAGGCUGGGGACUGUUGAGCAUGAGUUCCUUCAUGCACUAGGAUUCUGGCAUGAGCAAUCACGGUCUGACAGAGAUGAUUAUGUCACAAUAAUUCGAGACAGAAUUCAGGCUGGUAAAGAAGGAAACUUCAAUAAAUAUAGUGAUAAAAUAUCAGACUUCCUUAAUGUCCCAUAUGACUACACCUCUGUAAUGCACUAUAGUAAAACUGCCUUCAUGAAUGGCACAGAACCAACAAUAGUAACUAACAUACCAGCUUUCAUUGAUGUGAUUGGACAACGAAUGGAUUUCAGUGAAUAUGAUGUGCAGAAACUGAGUCGACUGUAUAACUGUACCACUUCCUUAAGCUUUAUGGAAACGUGCAGUUUUGAAUUUGAAAACAUUUGUGGCAUGAUCCAAAGUUCAGAAGAUAAUGCUGACUGGCAGCGCAUAACUGAAAUUUCUGGUGGACCAAAAACUGAUCGUACCUAUUUUGGAAACUGUCAGGAAACUGGUUACUUUGUGCAUUUUAACACUAGUGCUGGAAUCACAAGGGACCGGGCCAUUUUAGAGAGCCGGUUUCUGUAUCCCAAGAGAGGAUUCCAAUGCCUGCAGUUCUAUUAUUACAACAGUGGGAGUGAAAGUGACCAGCUGAACAUCUUAGUAAAGGAGUACAGUGACGCAAACCCCAAUGGUACAUCAAGAUUUGUGAAAACAAUUCAAGGUUCACCAAGGGACUACUGGCAGCUAUACCAUGUUCCUUUGAAUGUUACAACUAAAUUCCGAUAUGUAUUUGAAGGCAUAAAAGGAUCUAGCAUAUCAAAUGGAGGUCUUUCCAUUGAUGACAUCAAUUUGUCAGAAACCCAAUGCCCUCACCAUGUUUGGCAUAUAAGAAAUUUCACUCAGCUCCUUAAUUCAAGCCCUGCAGGGGAGGCAGGAGCAUUAUAUAGCCCACCAUUUUAUUCUACACAAGGUUAUGCGUUUCAGAUUGCAUUGCAUGUGAAUAGUACCAGCCCAUUUAAUUUAGGUAUAUAUUUACAUUCAGUUUCCGGUGCAAAUGACGAUAGUCUUUCAUGGCCUUGUGCAUGGCAGCAAGCUACUAUGGUUCUCCUUGAUCAAAAUCCAGACAUUCGUCAACGUAUGUCAAGUCAAAGGAGUGUAACAACAGAUCCACAGAAAUUACUAGGAUCUACCACGAAUCUGUUUUUUUGGGACAGACCAGAUUACGUAGGAGAACCAGCUAAUUUCACUAAUGGCACUCAGUUUAUGAGAGGUCCUAAAUCUGGAACAGCUGUCUUUUUAACACAUGAAAGGCUUAAAAGUCGUGACUUUAUUAAAGAGGACAGUGUUUUCAUUCUAACAACAGUGGAAGAUAUAUCACAUUUAUUACAUACGGAGCCAAAUUUUACAACCAUGACUACAUCUACUACGUCUACUUCAACCACAGAACAUACAUCUACUACGUCUACUUCAACCACAGAACAAUCAACUGCUAGUAGUUGUGAAGCUUAUGGUUGUCAGAAUGGUGGGGUCUGCGUUGAAGUAGAUGGAAUGCCAGUUUGCAGGUGCCCUACAGGUACUGACUGGUGGUACGUGGGAGAAAAAUGUGAAACAAAAGGAUCAACUAAGGACACAGCUGUUAUAGCAAUUUCCUCAUCUCUUGCUGUAUUUGGCAUUAUGCUGAUUCUCAUCAUUGUUUCCAUCAGCUGUAUUCGAAAGAAAUAUCGCAAGAAACUGAAAGCUACUACAGACCAUGAAUUACAAAAUGUAAGUAGUUUGCUUGUGACAGUGGCUGUAUUCAACUAUCACAGUAAACCAUGGUUUGCUUAA